AUGGAAAAGAAAGAGACCAAGCAACAUGUGGUAGCAGAAGCUGAGCAAGGGAAUGGGACGUUGAUAGAAGAUGAGAUCGAGAGGAGCAAAGUCGGCAUCAUGAGAGCUCUUUGCGACCGACAAGAUCCUUCCACUAAGGAAGUGGAUGACCUGAUGAUCAGGCGGUUUCUGCGGGCGCGUGACAUGGACAUUGAAAAGGCUUCAACGCUCUUCCUCAAGUACCUGGCCUGGAAGAAAAGUGUUCUCCCAAAGGGGCACAUACCUGAAUCAGAGAUCGCCAAUGAUCUGUCACACAAUAAAGUGUGUAUGCAGGGACAUGACAAAAUGGGUCGUCCUAUCGUUGUUGCCUUUGGGAACAGACAUAACCCUUCUAAAGGCAACCCUGACGAGUUCAAGCGUUUUGUAGUCUACACGCUGGAGAAGAUAUGUGCAAGAAUGCCAAGAGGUGAAGAAAAGUUCACAGCCAUAGGAGAUCUGCAAGGGUGGGGAUAUUCUAAUUGUGACAUCCGCGGCUACCUUGCUGCUCUUUCCACUUUGCAGGAUUGCUACCCAGAGAGACUAGGGAAACUCUACAUAGUGCAUGCGCCCUACAUUUUCAUGACCGCAUGGAAGGUCGUUUACCCCUUCAUCGACACCAACACCAAGAAAAAGAUUGUUUUCGUGGAGAACAAGAAACUCACGGCAACUCUGCUUGAAGACAUUGACGAAACCCAACUUCCAGACAUCUACGGUGGCAAGAUGCCACUUACUCCUAUCCAGGACUCCUAAUGUUGGAUGCUGUUACUUGCUUCAAGCCCCAGCUACUUCCCCAGCUACUCUUAUCUCCAAACUAUUACCCUACUUUUUUU
Molecule: messenger RNA, 848 nt
Organism: Brassica oleracea var. oleracea
Lineage: Eukaryota; Viridiplantae; Streptophyta; Magnoliopsida; Brassicales; Brassicaceae
Product: random slug protein 5
Exons: 6
Coding region: 1-768 (255 amino acids)
Source: RefSeq, a predicted model, not a curated record